This is a messenger RNA of Phytomonas sp. Hart1, 249 nucleotides long. NCBI's taxonomy places the organism in Eukaryota, Euglenozoa, Kinetoplastea, Trypanosomatida, Trypanosomatidae. The record is from the annotation of a GenBank genome assembly.
AUGGCCGGCAAAGACGCCUUGACCCCGCGGGCCUUCACCCACCCCAGGGCGGAAGGCGCGGAGUUCGGGGAAAUUAUCGUGGCCCCGAGGUCGGGGCUUCGGCGGGUUUCGCCGACAACGCCGUUUAAGCGACUUCUCCCCGACUGGCGGGUGCUCACGGGCCGCCUCGGGUGGUUGUUUAGCGGGUGGCAAAAGGAGUUUAUCAGCAUCGCGUUUGUGGAGGAGCUUCACAAUGACCUGCGGGAAUAA